This is a messenger RNA of Dothidotthia symphoricarpi CBS 119687, 1581 nucleotides long. RefSeq names its product APG6-domain-containing protein. The coding region runs from base 1 to 1581 and encodes 526 amino acids. The transcript has 2 exons. The record is from RefSeq and is a predicted model, not a curated record. Gene Ontology annotation, biological process: late endosome to vacuole transport; cellular response to nitrogen starvation; autophagosome assembly. Gene Ontology annotation, cellular component: phosphatidylinositol 3-kinase complex, class III, type I; phagophore assembly site; phosphatidylinositol 3-kinase complex, class III, type II. NCBI's taxonomy places the organism in Eukaryota, Fungi, Ascomycota, Dothideomycetes, Pleosporales, Dothidotthiaceae.
AUGGCACAUGACACCAAGGCGGCAGGGCUGUACUGCCAGAAAUGCCGGACGCCCAUAGACAUCGAUGCCUCGAUAGAUCAACUCAACCCGGCGGCAUUCAAGCUACUGACCGACUCGACAGUCCCAGGACAGCAACAAGCCUCGAAGAACGCCCCUCCUCGCCAGUCCCGCCCAACGUACCCCUCCUCGCGACACCAGACGUACGAAACAGCCAUACAGUCGGCGAGGAACCCUACCUUCAAACGCAACACGCCCUCGUCGAGAUUCCAAAAUGGCGCCCAGAACCCCGCUAUGUCGUUCGUCAACGUGCACAUGUCCGAGUCGAUGAUGGACCCGCCCUCCCCAGCACCCGUCCGCAAUCCAGACAGACUGGCACCGACCGAAGAGACACAGCCAACCGGCAAUGACUUGUCAAGACGAGCAAGCAUCACAGGCGGUUCAGGAACAGCAGGAGGAGCAAGCAUGGCAGACGGCCUGGAAACAACAAACCGCAUGUUCGAGAUCCUCUCCGCCCGCUCUGACAUCGACCACCCAAUAUGUGUGGAAUGCACCGAACUGCUCGUCGACGGCCUACAGAAGCGCCUCGGCGUGGCCACACGAGAGCGCGACGCCUAUGUCGACUAUCUGCGCCGCGCCAACACCGACGUCCCCAGCGCCGACGAAGUGAAGGCCGCCGAGUCAGCACUGCAAGCCGCAAAGACAGCCGAAGCCACCGCCCUCGCCAACCUCGAAUCCCUCGAAGCCGAGAAAGCAGACCUAGACGCCCAACUCGCCGCUCUGGAAGUCGAAGCCCGCCAACUCGACCAGGAAGAGAACGACUUCUGGCGAAACCGAAACGCAUUCGCCGCCACCCUAACAGGCUUCCAAAGCGAGCGCGACGCCCUAACAACACGCCACGCGCACGACGCCCAAAUCCUAAACCAACUGCAAAGACGAAGCGUCUACAACGACACCUUCAACAUAACCCACGACAACCACUUCGCCACCAUAAACGGCCUGCGUCUCGGCCGCCUCCCAUCCCCUUACGUCGACUGGCCCGAAAUAAACGCCGCAUGGGGCCAAACAUGUCUCCUCCUCGCCACCCUCGCCGAACGCCUAGGCUGCAAAUUCCAGGGCUACGAACUCAGCCCCAUGGGCUCUACUUCCACCAUCCUCAAGCUCGACGCCAAAGGCGGCGCGGCAUCAGUCGCCGACGCACAAUCCUCCACGACGUCCUCGUCCGUGGCGCGCCAACGCCUCGAGUUAUACUCCUCAGGCGACUUCCCCAUCAACUUUGGCUUCCUGCACCGGAAAUUCGACACCGCAAUGGUGGCGUUUCUGGAAUGUCUGCGGCAGCUAGGCGACUUUGUAGAGACGCAGGGCAUCCAUGCGGGGAGCAGUCUGGCCGUGGGAUCUGGCGGCCCUGGCGUCAAGAUGCCGUAUGAGAUUAGGAAGGAUCGCAUUCAUGACCAGAGUAUCAAGUUGGCGCUUAAUAAGGAGGAGAGUUGGACGAAGGCUUGCAAGUAUACGCUUACGUGCUGCAAGUAUCUGCUUGCGCAUGCGAAUAACGUGGAGAGUAUGGGGGCGAGGCGGGCGAGGUAG